This is a messenger RNA of Dendroctonus ponderosae (mountain pine beetle), 1722 nucleotides long. RefSeq names its product CAAX prenyl protease 1 homolog. The coding region runs from base 116 to 1438 and encodes 440 amino acids. Lineage: Eukaryota; Metazoa; Arthropoda; Insecta; Coleoptera; Curculionidae. Gene Ontology annotation, molecular function: metalloendopeptidase activity. The record is from RefSeq and is a predicted model, not a curated record. The transcript is spliced from 2 exons. Gene Ontology annotation, cellular component: endoplasmic reticulum membrane. Gene Ontology annotation, biological process: CAAX-box protein processing.
AGUAUCGCUCAAAAAUGUCAGUCGUCAGUCUUUAUGUUAGGUUAAGUCGAUUUUUAAAUAGCGAGCUGGAUUAUCUAUAAAAAGAUUGAAUUUUCCAGCUAGAAAACUGACCAAUAUGAGUUUACUAUCUUUUAUAGAUAAGUUAGACGAUCAAUGUAUUAGAUAUGUAAUAAUUCUUUUAUUAUGGGCAGAUUAUAUCUGGGAAACUUAUUUAUCCAUUCGACAGUUUGGUGUAGCCAAGUCGACAGUGCAAAUCCCACAUCAACUAAAAGAUGUGAUGAAAAACGACGAAUAUGAAAAAGCUAGGAACUACAGCAUAGCCAAACUUAAAUUUGGUUUUGUGAAACAAUUCCAUUCAAUCAUUAUUAACACUGUAGUAAUACAUCAGGGAAUUCUGGCUGAAAUUUGGCGGUUUACCGAAGGAAUCAAUCCAUUUAUGGAUGAAGUGUCAACCAGUUGCAUUUGGCUAGUUCUUUUGCAACUAAUGACCACAUUGUUAGAUUUGCCAUUUACUAUCUAUUACAAUUUCGUAUUAGAAGAGGCAUUUGGGUUCAACAAGCAAACAGCUGGAUUCUUUGUUUGGGACAAGAUCAAGCAAUUUUUGGUCCUUCAAAUAAUCACUACAAUGGUGGCAUCGAUUGUGAUUGUGGUAGUUAAAAAUGGUGGAGAUUUCUUCUUCAUAUAUCUCUGGGCGAUAGUUGGAGUUCUCACUCUUGUCUUGUUAACAAUAUAUCCUGCAGUUAUUGCUCCGUUGUUUGAUAAAUACAAUCGACUUGCUGAGGGCGAAUUAAAAUCAGACAUUGAAGCAUUAGCAGCCAGUCUUAAGUUUCCAUUGACAGACUUGUAUGUGGUUGAGGGCUCAAAAAGAUCGUCUCACAGUAAUGCAUAUUUCUAUGGCUUAUUUAAAUCAAAGCGGAUUGUUCUUUUUGAUACCCUUCUCGCUAAAGAUGAUGGGAGUGGUUGCGACAACGAUGAAAUUUUGGCCGUGUUAUCCCAUGAGCUUGGCCAUUGGAGUAGAAAUCAUAACAUUAAAAACUUAGUCAUUGGUCAAGUAAACUUAUUUCUUCUUUUCACUGUUUUUGGUGUAACUUUCAAAUAUCCAAAGUUAUACACCGCUUUAGGUUUUUACAGAAGUAAGCCAGUGCUUGUUGGUCUUUUUGUUGUUUUGCAGUACGUAAUGAUGCCCUACAACACAGUUUUAUCAUUCCUAAUGACUGUAUUGUCUCGAAAAUUUGAAUUUGAAGCUGACGACUUUGCUGUUCAACAAAAUAAAGGUGUUGCAUUAGAGAGAUCGCUGCUUAAGCUUAACAAAGAUAAUUCCGGGUUUCCUGUCCACGAUUGGCUGUAUUCUGUUUGGCACUUUUCUCAUCCUCCUUUACUACAGCGUAUUGAAGCUCUGAGGGAAAGUGUUAAGAAAUUCGAGUCCAAAGAAAAGUGAGUCAUCACAUCCACGAAAAGCACAAUAAUAUCUGUGGUUGAUUCUUGCAUUUGUAGUCGUAAAUAAAAAAAAAUUAAGUUAACUAAUGUUUCAUUCUACACAUGUGAAUUACACUGGUGUAAUUAAUAAGUAGGUGUAAUUUUUUUUCGAAUGAAACAUCCGUAUUAGCGAAGAAAUAAUGUUUUUUUCGGUAACUUCAAUCAGAAACUUUCAAGAAUUGAAACUGAUGAUUUUUUUAUUAGUGUAAGGUAAGCUUGUUUGUGUAAAAUAAAUCAUGAAAUUAA